Messenger RNA from Gaeumannomyces tritici R3-111a-1, 727 nucleotides. RefSeq lists its product as hypothetical. Gene Ontology annotation, molecular function: deaminase activity. The transcript has 2 exons. The coding region runs from base 132 to 539 and encodes 135 amino acids. Gene Ontology annotation, cellular component: mitochondrion; cytosol. NCBI's taxonomy places the organism in Eukaryota, Fungi, Ascomycota, Sordariomycetes, Magnaporthales, Magnaporthaceae. The record is from RefSeq and is a predicted model, not a curated record.
GGCUUGUGUCGCCUCCAAGAUGCGACAACCGCAAACAAGCUUGGUUGCCAGUUUACCGAUAUCUCAUCGACCCAUAUCCCAAUCUCCAACACCCACAAAAUACAACAAACAAACAAACAAAAAACGAAACCAUGGCCCCCAUCGAGCGCAUACACACCGACAAGGCGCCCAAGCCGCUGCCGCAGUUCUCGCAGGCGGUCAGGCACGGCGGCACCGUCUACUGCUCGGGCGGCAUCGGCGUUGACCCGGCCACGGGCCGGCUGGUGGGCGGCACCGUCAAGGACCGCACGCGCCAGGUGCUGCGGAACCUGUCGGCCGUGCUCGAGGCCGCCGGCGGCUCGCUGCGCUCCGUCGUCAAGGUCAACGCCUUCAUCACCACCAUGGACGACUUUGCCGCCAUGAACGAGGCGUAUGAUGAGUUUUUCACGCAUGAACCUAAGCCUUGCCGAACCUGCGUCGCGGUCCAUCAGCUGCCCUUCCUUACCGACGUCGAGAUCGAAUGCAUCGCCAUCGUGGACAAGCCCGAGGCCAAGCUGUAAGGGUAGGGAGAAGCAGGGGCGGUCGUUAGCUGGACAUGGAUUUACAUUUGAUACAGUCCCACAAAAGUAGUCUGGAUAAAAACGCAGUUUCCGACCAAAACUUACAGCGUUCGAAUGCAAAUAAAAUAGCCAAAUAAAAUCGUAAAAAUAAACCAAAAAAUAAAAUUAAUAAUAAAUUACAAAACCUU